This is a messenger RNA of Entrophospora candida, 606 nucleotides long. Lineage: Eukaryota; Fungi; Glomeromycota; Glomeromycetes; Entrophosporales; Entrophosporaceae. The record is from the annotation of a GenBank genome assembly.
AUGACAGAAAUAAUUUCCAAUGCUUCAAAUGGUUCCUCUUCUCAAAACCCAACUUUACCCACAGAAGUAGCAUCAUCAUCAACUAUUAAACCAACUUUACGUCGUAAUCCUUUUGCAUUACAAGAGUAUUUACAGUCUUUAUUACGAAAUCAUAAAGAUGAUUUAGACUUAUUAGUGAAAUUACCAGCUGGUCAAAGUGAAGAAGCGUGGCAAUAUGAACAUCUAAGACAAUUAUGCCUUGAACUUAAUUAUUUGGUAGUACAACUUGAACCAGAAUGUAAUAAGCAAACAUGCCCUGAAAUGAAAGCAGACGAAUGGAUGUAUAGAUGUGCUGCUCAUUUAGCACCAAUGAAUUGUUGUGCAAUUGAUUAUAUUGUUCAUACAUUGGAUGGAGCUACAAAUUUAUUGAAUAGUCAUAAAUCUUUUCCUAGCAGAUUGUCAAUUCCAGAUACUUCAGUAAAACAUUAUCAGUCUAUUGCUAGAAGAUUAUACAGAAUAUUUGCACAUGCAUGGUUUCAUCAUAGAGAAAUAUUUAAAGAAUUUGAGUUGGAGAAAGAAAAAGAUAACUUGUUCAUAACUUCUUAUACUAGCAUACUUCCCCCUUAA